AUGCCGCAUGUACAACCUGCGUAUGAACCCCCUCAAGUGUGUAUUUGGGAUUUGCACAAGUUCAUACCAGCACUCGCCGAGGUUUCUCACACUUUCAGCUCGCUGAUCAAAGACAAUGCCAAAUUUGUCUGGACAACAGCUCAUCAAGUAGCUUUCGAAAAGAUCAAGUCCAUUCUUAGCUCCUCGACCACAAUGCGUCCACCUAUCAGAGAGCAACCCCUACUACUCUACCUUACCUCAAUUGACAGGUCCAUUGGUGCCCUUCUCGCUCAAAUAGUUGAAAGCCGAGAACGCCCAAUCUAUUAUCUCAGCCGCCUCGUCCAUGAGGCCGAAGCUCGAUACUCAGCCAUUGAGCUCCACUGCCUCGUGUUUGUCUUCGCAGCAUAA
This is a messenger RNA of Cornus florida, 387 nucleotides long. RefSeq lists its product as uncharacterized. The coding region runs from base 1 to 387 and encodes 128 amino acids. The record is from RefSeq and is a predicted model, not a curated record. Lineage: Eukaryota; Viridiplantae; Streptophyta; Magnoliopsida; Cornales; Cornaceae. The transcript has 2 exons.